Blepharisma stoltei is the source of this 297-nucleotide messenger RNA. NCBI's taxonomy places the organism in Eukaryota, Ciliophora, Heterotrichea, Heterotrichida, Blepharismidae. The record is from the annotation of a GenBank genome assembly.
AUGGGAGGAAAGCACAGUGUAAAGAGCAUUUUAAUUACAGCAGACCAAGCUUCCUCAACUCCUGGCUCAAACAUUACUGACAAAAUUUAUAUGAAGUUCGAAAAGCCAGUCCGUGCUUCAACCCUUUGAUUGAAGUUCAAAGGCGCUUUUUCUAAUUGUUUUUACUUAAAAAGGAAAAGAAUUCUACUUUUAAUGGAUUACUCAGUCUAUUUAUGAAAAAGCUUUAUUAUAUUUUUUAAAAAAAAUUUCUAAUAACCUCUUUUAAUUAAAUAUGACAUCAAAAUUUUGCAUAAUUAA